UCAUUCUUGAAUAGUUAACAGAGGCUUGCGGUGGGCAGUGACGCAGAGUCUGAGACUUUCCUCGUAAUUUAUCAACAAUAUUCGCAUCUUUCAGCGGAACGGAUUUAAUACUUUUCUCCACUUCAAUCUUCACGACAUUGAAACGCAAUAAAGGAUCAAAUCCAUGUGAUUUCGUUUGUUCCAAACCAGACGAGCCUUUUACAUGUGGAUAUUGAUGUGAUAGGGAAUAAAUAAAGAUGCCUCAGCCGAAAUCGCGAAAGAUCGCCGUCCUGGGCUACAGAUCCGUCGGGAAAUCCUCCUUGACAAUACAGUUUGUGGAAGGCCAGUUUGUCGACUCCUACGACCCCACGAUCGAAAACACAUUUACGAAAAUGAUCACGGUGAACGGUCAGGAGUAUCACCUGCAGCUGGUGGACACAGCAGGACAGGACGAAUACUCUAUUUUCCCGCAGACGUACUCCAUAGAUAUCAACGGCUACAUCCUGGUGUAUUCAGUCACGUCGAAUAAAAGUUUUGAAGUAGUAAAAGUUAUCCAUGAAAAGUUGUUGGAUAUGGUGGGAAAAGUACAAGUACCCAUAAUGCUGGUGGGCAACAAGAAAGACCUUCACAUGGAGCGAGUGAUCAGCUGUGAAGAGGGCAAAGCUUUGGCAGAAUCCUGGAACGCAGCGUUCAUGGAGUCCUCAGCCAAAGAGAACCAGACGGCCGUGGAGGUGUUUAAGAGGAUAAUCCUGGAGGCGGAGAAGAUCGACGGCGGCGCUCCUCAGGGCCGGACACCCUGCUCUAUGAUGUAGAUAACCCCGCCCCCUCCCUGCCCUGACCCCGCCCCUCUCCCACAGUCUGCCCCGCCCACCGGAGAGCAAGCACAGACUUUUCUAGCAAGCAUGUUGUGUGUUUGAGGCUGGAGUUUGUGCUUGGCUUGUGUUUCUGCUCUAGUUCUAGAAUAAACGGAUGUGAACAGGGUUCGAGACAAUGUUUGCUAGAAAGGUGUGUGUUUCGAGCUCCUCCUGCAGCACUGGACACUGGGAAACACAUCCCUCUACUUGAAGUGGCUAACUGCCUGUUUCCUGCAUAGACAUGUCCGCUUUUCCUUUUAAACCUGUUUUAUACUUCAUUUGACUUCACAUUUUUUUAGUUGUGUGAUAUUUUUCUUUUCCGGGUCUGUCCGUGGCGUUCCUGAAUAACACACAGCCUUACGUUUGCGUCUCGCUCGUCUCCCCGAACCCUCUGGAGUUUAUAAAUCAUGUUUCUUAAGCGUAAUUAUGGCCAAUGAAGCCGGCAGCAUUCAUUCAGUAGUGAACGUUGUUGGACUUUUUUGAUUGUAAUCAUUAAACGCAGCAGUUUGUUUCACUA
This is a messenger RNA of Carassius auratus (goldfish), 1350 nucleotides long. Its product is annotated as GTP-binding protein Rheb. The transcript has 8 exons. Gene Ontology annotation, biological process: signal transduction. The record is from RefSeq and is a predicted model, not a curated record. Gene Ontology annotation, molecular function: GTPase activity; GTP binding. Gene Ontology annotation, cellular component: membrane. NCBI's taxonomy places the organism in Eukaryota, Metazoa, Chordata, Actinopteri, Cypriniformes, Cyprinidae. Bases 237 to 791 code for a protein of 184 amino acids.